This is a messenger RNA of Spinacia oleracea (spinach), 2682 nucleotides long. Its product is annotated as probable serine/threonine-protein kinase WNK9. Lineage: Eukaryota; Viridiplantae; Streptophyta; Magnoliopsida; Caryophyllales; Amaranthaceae. Gene Ontology annotation, biological process: protein phosphorylation. Gene Ontology annotation, molecular function: ATP binding; protein serine/threonine kinase activity. The record is from RefSeq and is a predicted model, not a curated record. Bases 368 to 2512 code for a protein of 714 amino acids. The transcript is spliced from 7 exons.
AGUUAACCAAACACACAAAUAAUAAAACUGAAACUACUCCCCCUUUCUUUCUCUCUCUCUCUCUAGCUUGUCAUGUUCCCUGGUUGGAAGUGGGUAGCUCUGUAAAUGUGUUGCAUAACGUUAUUUUUUUCCUUCCUUUUUUUCUCAUCACAUGAAUGAUUGAUCCAACUUUUUAUCAAAAACAAAUACUGGCUUGUUCUCUUUUUUUUUGUGUGGUGUCAGACCUUAAAGCUUAAAUCCACCCCACAAAAAAUUAUCAAAAAAAUUAGCUGUUACAUUUUAUUGAUAUACAAAUAUUGAACAUAAAUUUUGGGGAAAAAUUAAAUAAUUGAAGGGUUUUAAUUGAAAAUAGUGUUUGGUGGAGAGAAUGAAUGGAUUUUCAAAUCUUGAAGAUGAUGAGUGCUCUGACUUCGUUGAAGUUGAUCCAACUGGAAGAUAUGGCAGAUACAAUGAAAUCCUUGGGAAAGGAGCUUCAAAGAUAGUUUAUAGAGCAUUUGAUGAAUAUGAAGGGAUUGAAGUUGCUUGGAAUCAAGUAAAACUUUAUGAUUUUCUUCAAAGUCCAGAAGAUCUGGAAAGGCUGUAUUGUGAGAUUCAUUUACUUAAAACAUUGAAACACAAGAAUAUUAUGAAGUUCUACACUUCCUGGGUUGAUACCGCUAAGAGAAAUAUCAACUUUGUUACUGAAAUGUUCACUUCUGGCACUUUAAGACAGUAUAGGCUAAAGCAUAGGAGAGUAAACAUCAGGGCAGUGAAGCACUGGUGUAGGCAGAUCUUAAAAGGGUUACUCUAUCUUCAUAGCCAUGACCCACCAGUGAUCCACAGAGAUCUUAAGUGUGAUAAUAUCUUUGUUAAUGGUAAUCAAGGGGAAGUGAAGAUUGGUGACCUUGGUUUAGCUGCAAUCCUCAGGAAGUCUCAUGCUGCUCAUUGUGUCGGAACACCCGAGUUUAUGGCCCCGGAAGUAUACGAAGAGGAGUACAAUGAAUUGGUUGACAUUUACUCGUUUGGGAUGUGCAUACUGGAAAUGGUGACUUUCGAGUAUCCCUAUAGUGAAUGUUCUAAUCCUGCUCAAAUCUACAAAAAAGUCAUCUCUGGUAAAAAGCCUGAUGCCUUGUACAAAGUGAAAGAUCCAGAGGUGCGGCAAUUUAUUGAGAAAUGUCUGGCAACUGUGUCAUCAAGGCUCUCAGCAAGAGAACUUUUAAAUGACCCAUUUCUCCAAAUUGAUGGUUAUGACGAUGAUUCGAGACCAACUGAUUGCCAAAGUGAAUUCGAUGAUCUUGGUACUUUUAUGAGACAGCCAUUCCUUGAACAUUAUAACAGUGACAGCUCCUAUCUUAAUGGAUACUCCAAUGGUGUUGAUGUGGAAUCCUAUGAAUGGGGAUAUCAUCCAAGUGAGAUAGAAAGCUCUGGUAUUGACUUAUUUGAACACCAUGAAGAUGACCCUUCUCCAGGUGUCGACAUAACUAUUAAAGGAAAGAGAAGGGAAGAUGGCAGCAUCUUUCUACGACUUAGAAUAGCUGAUAAAGAAGGACGUAUCAGGAAUAUAUACUUUCCUUUUGAUAUAGAAUUGGAUACAGCUUUAAGCGUAGCAACUGAAAUGGUUGCUGAACUUGAAAUUACUGAUCAAGAUGUAACCAGCAUUGCGGAUAUGAUUGAUGGGGAAAUAGCCGCUUUGGUACCUGGGUGGAAGAAAGGUCCAGGAUAUGAAGAAACUCCGUGCAUUUCUGAUAUGCAAUUAUGUCAAAAUUGCGCUUCUACCCAAACCUCAAUUGGUUCCUUGAUGGAUUUUUUGUCAAGCAACCCAGGCGCUUUCAACCCAGCAUUUUUACAGUGUCCUAAUGGUUGUGCUGCUGCUAUUCAUGGUAGGUUUGAAGAGAUCACAUUUCAAGUUGAAGGGUCUGAGCAUCAUGAACCGGAAACAGAAGCGGAAGCGGAAGCUUCAACACUACCCACUUCGUGCCAAACUAAUGGUGGUGAAACAUGGGAUCAUUGUGAAAGUGUUGAAUGUAGCUCCCUCGGCUCUGGAGGAAUUCAUUCGGAUGAAGAGCAUGAUAAAUCAGGUUUGGCAAAGGAUGAUUCAGAGAAUAGUGUAGAAAACCAAAACCAAAACCAAAAUGGUUGUGAGAAUGAAGUUCAGUGGGAAUUCAGAUGGCUGAAAGCAAAAUACCAAAUGGAGAUGAGAGAAGUAAAAGAUCAUCAGCUUGGGAUUUCAUCAACACCUCGUUCCUAUCAUGGAGAUGAAGAUCGAGCAGAGGACAGAUUCUCACAAUCUUUACACCUUAACAUAUUAUUAGAACAUGAAAGAAGAAUAUUGCAAUCGGAGUCUGACAUCAAUUCAUCAAAUAUUGAAGAGAGCUGCCCCAUUUCAAGAAUCCAAAGGGUUCGGAAUUGUGAGGCGAUGGAAGGUCCUUAUAUCACACAGAAUUUGGCUACUACAAAGAAUUAUACUGGUUCACUCUUACCCAGUGCUAUUCACAGGACUACAUCACUUCCUGUUGAUGCUGUUUAUAUAUAAUAAUAAAUUCUGUCAGCUGUUUAUAUCCAUUCUUUUUUUUAUCAACUUCGAUACCAUUGUAGAUCGACCCCUGUAUAACCAUAUCAAUAUCCCCAUUUUUGCUAAGAAAUUGGGUUCAGUUGUGGUAGCUAUGCCUAUGUAUGAGAUAUUUAGUCGAUUUUUUCGAGAGA